Molecule: messenger RNA, 3342 nt
Organism: Linum tenue
Lineage: Eukaryota; Viridiplantae; Streptophyta; Magnoliopsida; Malpighiales; Linaceae
Source: the annotation of a GenBank genome assembly
CUGCCACGCUUCAAGUUGGUGGUGGACACAUCGCCGCCGCCGAGUGGUAGUUCUGAUGUGGCCCAGGGAGCUUCAUCCUCCCAAGUGCAGGAGGGGCCACGCUUGGACCCAGUUGAGGAAGAGAAGUUGUGUGCCCAGUGUCGCGGAAAGCUAACCAUUGGGGGAGCGGGACCGAGCCAGUCGGUCCACCAGAGAUUGGGACCACGACAGUUCAAACCGAGGUAUCCCUCAUAUGAACGCAGUGUCGAAGGAGUACGUGCACCUGCGUGGGGAAGAGGGCAGCGUAGGCAGUGGGUUGCUCAAAGUGCCCCGCCUUUCGAAAGUCUACCUUUUGGGCUUGCCCAACCAGUGAGGGGUCCCCCACCUGUCAGGAGAACCUUCAGGAUGCCAAAUGUGCCACGGGGUGGUUGGCACACCUACGACGUCCGUCGUCAGCAGCCCAUUGCGGUUGACGCGAUGACAAGGACGCAGUAUCGAAGGUACCUCCGCAAGAAUGCUCAAGGAAGGAGGAUUGCAAACUUGCAAGCAAAUGUGAACGUAGACAACUCUGCCACGGGUCUGAGAGUGACUGUGGCCGGUGCUGGAAAGGUUGUCGAGGACAACCUGGACGGGAACGAUCAGGGAGUCCCGGGGGAGGCUGAGUACGAUGCUGAGCUGGAUGACUCCCUCAUCGAAGAGGAGAUGCUGGAAUUGGAGGAGCCGAAGUCGAAAUUCGAUCGGAAAAACAAGGAUGACGAUGAUGACAACCAAGGUGCACCCAUGACGAUCCAGUUUGGAAGUCUACCACCGGUUGUGGUGAACAAUUACAUCUUGCCUUUGAUUUUCCACAUUGAUUUGGAAAAUCAGGGAGAGGAUGGCGAAGUCGUGAUGGAGGUUGAGGAGUUGGACGAGGCUGCUCAAGAGGUCAACGUUGCUGAGCUGGUGAGCGGUUUUGCUCAACUGACUUUAGAGGAGGAGAAUGAGGAGCCAGCUGCGGCAGAGUUGGUUGGCGGGGCUGCGGAUCUGCCAAUCGAGGCUGAGCCGUGGAGUGCAAUGAUGGCCCGCACGAAUGGUUGGAUUGACUUGGCAGUAGAGUCAGCCAGGCAGAACAAGAGUUCGCAGAGAAUCCUGAAAGAGCUGUACGAAGCAGGCCACAAAGCUGUUGGGCCACUAGGCGAAGAUGAGGGAAGAUAUCCUUUUUACGUGUUAUACCAAGGCCCGAAAGAGUCAACAAGUGUGCCGGUGGAGAAUAUCACAUGGGAAUCAGACUUCGACAAGCUGGAGAAAUCUAUCCAGGCUGCAGAAGCGAAAGCGAAAGCCGUGGACGAAGGAACCACGUGUGAAGAAUCAAACAGGGUCGUUGUGUUUAACGAGCCCAAACCGAAGAUGAUGCGUCAUUUGAGGCCUCUCUACAUCAGGGCCACACUUGAUGACGUACCAAUGUCGAGAGUCUUAGUUGACAAUGGCGCUGCAGUAAAUGUGAUGCCAACAAGGAUGCUGAAGAAGUUGGGCAAGAACACUAAUGACUUGAUCCCAACAGAAGUGUUUGUGACAAGUUUCAAUGGCGGGUCCACUUCUGCUAGGGGAAUCCUCCCAGUGGUCGUGGGAGUUGGAUCACAGAAGCGGAUGAGUGCUUUCUUCGUGGUGGAUGGAAUGAUAAGCUACAACGCACUACUUGGCCGGGAUUGGAUCCACGCCAACAAGUGUGUUCCUUCAUCGCUGCAUCAGUGUUUGAUGUUUUGGAAUGAAGAUGGUGUUGUUGAGGUGGUACAGGCUGACACAAAGCCGUUUGCCGUUGGGGCCAACGUUGCUGAAGCUUUUUUGUACCAUGGAGAUUUUGGACCACUCGAAAUCAGGAGCGGGGAUGGAGGAACGACCAACGUCAUAGUGUCAAGUGCACGGGUGUUGAGUAAGGCGUGCUUGGACCCAUUGUCCGAAAUCAUGAGACCAUCAAUGCUUGCAUUAGGUGGUCCACCAAAAUCAGAGUAAGCCACCUCAAGAGAGGGUGGAGAAGGCCGAAAUCACGGCCUUGAUAGAGGGGUUGCCGAUCAACGGCGAGGAUGCGAGUAACAAGUUGGGAGAGGAAGCAGUGUGCUGUCUGCGACAUUGUGGACGAAAUCAACUUUGGCGGGAAGGAUGAUCCACAUUCAACGUUCAUAUUGCCAGCUUGCAUGACUCUGACAGGAUGCAAUUGAGAAAGGUCGGUUCAAGUUCCCAGAGCCGAGGAAGGAGGCCAUGAUUGUUGACACAGACCCGUUCCCAAACGUUGUCGGCGUCAACAUGGUCAAUCCCGAUUUCUCUAAGAUCAACCUGCCACGCUUCAAGUUGGUGGUGGACACAUCGCCGCCGCCGAGUGGUAGUUCUGAUGUGGCCCAGGGAGCUUCAUCCUCCCAAGUGCAGGAGGGGCCACGCUUGGACCCAGUUGAGGAAGAGAAGUUGUGUGCCCAGUGUCGCGGAAAGCUAACCAUUGGGGGAGCGGGACCGAGCCAGUCGGUCCACCAGAGAUUGGGACCACGACAGUUCAAACCGAGGUAUCCCUCAUAUGAACGCAGUGUCGAAGGAGUACGUGCACCUGCGUGGGGAAGAGGGCAGCGUAGGCAGUGGGUUGCUCAAAGUGCCCCGCCUUUCGAAAGUCUACCUUUUGGGCUUGCCCAACCAGUGAGGGGUCCCCCACCUGUCAGGAGAACCUUCAGGAUGCCAAAUGUGCCACGGGGUGGUUGGCACACCUACGACGUCCGUCGUCAGCAGCCCAUUGCGGUUGACGCGAUGACAAGGACGCAGUAUCGAAGGUACCUCCGCAAGAAUGCUCAAGGAAGGAGGAUUGCAAACUUGCAAGCAAAUGUGAACGUAGACAACUCUGCCACGGGUCUGAGAGUGACUGUGGCCGGUGCUGGAAAGGUUGUCGAGGACAACCUGGACGGGAACGAUCAGGGAGUCCCGGGGGAGGCUGAGUACGAUGCUGAGCUGGAUGACUCCCUCAUCGAAGAGGAGAUGCUGGAAUUGGAGGAGCCGAAGUCGAAAUUCGAUCGGAAAAACAAGGAUGACGAUGAUGACAACCAAGGUGCACCCAUGACGAUCCAGUUUGGAAGUCUACCACCGGUUGUGGUGAACAAUUACAUCUUGCCUUUGAUUUUCCACAUUGAUUUGGAAAAUCAGGGAGAGGAUGGCGAAGUCGUGAUGGAGGUUGAGGAGUUGGACGAGGCUGCUCAAGAGGUCAACGUUGCUGAGCUGGUGAGCGGUUUUGCUCAACUGACUUUAGAGGAGGAGAAUGAGGAGCCAGCUGCGGCAGAGUUGGUUGGCGGGGCUGCGGAUCUGCCAAUCGAGGCUGAGCCGUGGAGUGCAAUGAUGGCCCGCACGAAUGGU